AAUAUACUAGAAAUUUAUUUUUAUUUUUAAAUGAAAAAUUUCGGUGUAAGAAAUAAAUUGAAUGUUUUAAAUAAAUUUCGACCACGACAAACUCUGCAAAUAAAUAAAACGUCAAGGAUGUCUAACGAAACGUCAUUAAAACGUAAAAUUGAAGAAGUCUUUUACAGUCCAAGCCUAAAUGAUCAAUUAAUGAUAAAAACUGUAUCAUGUAAACGACAAAUGGCAGAACCACCAACAUGCGGGUCAGAUUCAGAUUGUGAUGAAAAAUGUUGUAAGGCUGUGAGCACACCUAUAGAUUUAGUAUGCCCACGUUGUUUAACUCACAUGCCAUUUUUACUUUCUUUGCAACAGGAUCGGAAGAAGGAAGGUAAACAUGAUAAUGCUGGAGUUUUUCAAAUGACAAGACCAUUUGACUUUUGUUGCCCAGAUGAAUGUUUAUUUGGUUCAAUUGUUGCAAAUCGUUUAAAGCGAUUAGCUGAUGAUCAAAAAAUUUAUGCGGAAAAAAUUAUCAAUGAUGCAUUACAUUAUGCAAUGUUGAAUCGUUUAUCAUGUGAAUCCAAUGUGUCGUUAUGA
Messenger RNA from Chrysoperla carnea, 573 nucleotides. RefSeq lists its product as uncharacterized. The transcript is spliced from 2 exons. The coding region runs from base 31 to 573 and encodes 180 amino acids. The record is from RefSeq and is a predicted model, not a curated record. NCBI's taxonomy places the organism in Eukaryota, Metazoa, Arthropoda, Insecta, Neuroptera, Chrysopidae.